This is a messenger RNA of Naegleria lovaniensis, 1455 nucleotides long. RefSeq lists its product as uncharacterized. The record is from RefSeq and is a predicted model, not a curated record. Lineage: Eukaryota; Heterolobosea; Eutetramitea; Acrasida; Naegleriidae. Gene Ontology annotation, molecular function: nucleoside transmembrane transporter activity. Gene Ontology annotation, biological process: nucleoside transmembrane transport. The transcript has a single exon. Gene Ontology annotation, cellular component: plasma membrane. The coding region runs from base 1 to 1455 and encodes 484 amino acids.
AUGCAACACUCUGGUUCUUCCGUCACGAAUCCGUCCGAGUCUGGACUGUUGGUUCAUGGAGAUGAAGAACUUCGUCCGUUGACAGCCACGCCUUUUUCCUCCUCGUUGGAAGAUCCAUUAUCAUCAGGUCAACUCAAUUCUGGGGAACAACCACAAGAUGAAAAUCCUCCCCGCCUCAUGCUAGUCAUUUGUUUGUUACAAGGUUUGAUUUAUCCCAUGAUUUUCAAUAUUUUCAUCUUGUCUUGGGACUAUUUCAUGUAUCUGAAUAACGAGGCUGAAAUUACUUCUCGUGCAUUGCUGCUCUCUGCACUUGGAAUUGGUCAUGCUGUCUUUUUAUCGGUCUAUUGGGUAAUUUGCUUGUUUAGGAGUGGAAAACAAGCUGAUAACCGAUGGAUGAUGGCCAUUCUCACUGGAUUUCCCCUUGUUGUAUCAUGUAUUUUAUGGUUAGUGGCAAUUCUAUUCAGAACGAAUGAUUUUUACAGCAUCGCUCCUCUCUUCUUCUUGGCAUUGGGUCUCUGCAUGUCCUGCUGGAAUAGUCAGAUCUGGCUUGCUGUUCGAGUGUUACCUAUGAAGUGUAUGCGUGCAGUUGUUUAUGGCAUUGAAUGCUCUGGAUUUAUGUUUGGUGUUUUACGUUUGGCAACAAAAUAUGGAUCUCUAUUGAUUUCUGUCAAUGAACAAGCUAGUAAUAACGAAUUCAUCUUUUUGAUGGUCUUUUUGACCAUGUGUUACGUAAUAGCCUUUGCCAUGACCAUUCCUUUUUUAUGGAUGCUUGUGAAAUCUGAGUAUUAUGUUACCAAAUGGAAUCAUUAUCAACAAGAAUUGGAAAUGGCGCUUGAAAAACAACGCGGAACGAAUUUGCAAACACAUUCAACUUCUGUGGCUGCUUCUAAUGAUGAACAGCAGACACAAUCAACUUCUGGUGCUACUUCUAAUCAAACCGAUUCUCAAAAUGUGUUCCUUCUUUCCUUUCCCUCCAACGUCAUCACAAGCCUUGUGUUUCCAGUCUUGUUGGUUUUUCUCAAAAGCAAUCUUUUAGUCUUCAAGAAUAACAUAUUUCCCAUUGUUCUCGUGACUGUGUUUGCUUUUACUGCCAUGAUGGGUUCGUUUACAUCUUUCAAUUGUGCCUUCCCAAGACGAUGGAUGAGCGUAUUGUUAGGUCUUUCACGAUUACCGUUGGUUCCGCUGUUCUUUCUAUUGUGUGGAGAAGUGGUUCAAUUUUUCAAUGAUCAUAUUGAAGUGAUUGCCUUAAUUAUAACCAUGCUCUUUUCAUUCUCUCAUGGUUAUUCUUCCACCUCCUUGUACUUGAGAACGUUUAAGGAAUAUUCUCAGAUUGAAGAUUACAAACGUAAGAGUGUUAUGUUUUCCUUCAAUAUUUUCCUUGUAGAGGCUUUUAAACUAUCGUUGGUUAUAAUUAGUGUCUUUCUGUUGACAAUUACCUUGUCACUAGUAAAAUAA